AUGCCCCGCAAGGAUUUGGUGUCCUGGAACAUUACCAUCCAGGUGUUCGUGGAAGAAUAUAUGAUCCAGGAGGCCGAGCAUGCGAUGGAUCUCGUGCCACAGCACAGCGUUGUCGCGUGGAACUCGAUGAUUUCCACAUAUGCCCAGAGGGGGCAGUUUCAAGAGUCUUGGGAUCUCUUCCAUCACCCGGCGUUGGAGAGAGAUCGGCUGUCCUGGAACACAAUGCUGGUGGCGCUUUUGGCGUCCGGAGAAAUCGAGAAGGCCAGCGGCGUCUUCUCGAGGAUGCCAAUGCGAGAGAUCCUCUCCUGGAAUGCGAUGAUCGCUGCUUACGGACGGAUUGAUGCCGGUGCUGCCAAGAACAUCUUCGAUCAGGCGCUGGAGAGGGAUAUCAUCGCUUGGAACACGCUGCUCCGGGUGUGUGCUCGAUUCGGCCUCCUUGACAGCGCUAGGGAGGCCAUGGAAAAGAUGCCCCUCUGGGACCCCGUCUCCUGCACGACGAUCCUUGCGGCACACACGCAGAGGGGGGUUCUUGCCGACGCCAAGAAGAUCUUCGAUGCCGUGCCGAGAAAUCUCUUCUCCUGGAAUGCGAUGCUCGCCUGCUACCUCCAGAAUCGCGAGGUCGGGGCCGCCAUGGGGAUUCUUGCCGAAAUGCCGGAGAAGGAUGUGAUCACCUGGAACACGAUGAUCGCCGGCCUUGCGGUGAACGGGCACCUCGCCGACGCCAAGGCGAUCUUCGAUUCCAUGGCGAGCCGCGACGCGACGAGCUGGGGAUCGAUCGUGGCGGCGCUCGCGGAGGACGAAUCGUCGAUCGAGGAAGCCCUAGCGGCAUACCGGCGGAUGCCGCAGCACGACCUUUGUUCUUGGAACGCGCUCAUCGCGAAGGAUAUUGCCGCCGCGAGGGGAAUAUUCGACGGCGCCAAAGAGAGAAACGUUGUGACGUGGACGUCUCUGAUCGUCGCCACCUGUCGCGUGGCGGACGGCAUCGGUGGCGCCGAGGAUAUCCUUGAGAGAAUGCCCGCCUGGGACGUUGUGUGCUUGAAUGUGAUGAUCGGAGCUCACAGCCAGUGUGGGAAUUUCGACAGGGCGAAAGAGAUCUUCGAUGGAUUGCCCGAGAGGAGCCUGCAUUCCUGGAACGCGAUGCUCCAGAUCGCAAGCGUGGAAGAGGAACAGGGCGAUUGCUACUGCGAGGGAACGAGAGAGAUUUUCUUCGAUCGAAUGCCCGCUAGAGAUGUUGUGUCGUGGACGAUCCUCCUCGCGGCAUUUGCCCAGCAAUCUCUCCUCGCGGAAGCAAAGAGGGCUUUCGAUCUGGCGCCCCAGCGAAGCUUGAUCACCUGGAAUGUGAUGCUCGGGAUCUAUGCAUCUGCUAGCGCCAUCGAUCCAGCGAAAGAGAUCUUCCAAUUUAUGCCGGAGAGAGAUAUCGUCUCGCAAAACUCCAUCGUUGCAGCAUUUGCCCUGAGUGGGCAAAUCGAUGAAUCCCUCCAGUUCCUCGAGAGAAUGCCGCAGCACAACGCCGGAUCGUGGAACUCGCUGCUGCUGGGCUGCGCCCAUCAUGGCGUCCUCGACCGAUCCAAGCAGUUCUUCGCCAGGGUCCCAAACAAGAACAUCGUCUCCUGGAACGCGCUCCUGGAUGCCUGCGCGCGAAACGGGCAGGGCGAACUCGCGAUCGAGAUGCUGCGCGAGCUCUGCCUGGAUGGAUCAUCGCUGCCGGAUGGGAUCUCCUUCACGCACGUCUUGGCCGCGUGCACACACAUCGGAUCUCUGGAGAUUAGCCGGAGUUUCUUUGUGUCUCUCGCGCAGGACUAUGGAUUGAUCGCCGACAAAGAACACUGUUGCUCCAUGGUGGACGUCCUCUGUCGAUCCGGGCAGCUUGGAUUCGCGGAGGAGCUCAUAAACUCGGUGCCACUCCUUGGAUCCGACAAUGUCGCGCUGGGAAGCUUGCUCGCUGCUUGCCACACUCACCACGAUCUGGAGCGAGCGUAUAGGGCGCUUCCUGGCGAUCACACGAGCUCGUCACACUACGUGAUUCUUUCCAAUAUCUUGACAAGCAUUUGA
Messenger RNA from Selaginella moellendorffii, 2052 nucleotides. Its product is annotated as pentatricopeptide repeat-containing protein At4g02750-like. Bases 1 to 2052 code for a protein of 683 amino acids. Lineage: Eukaryota; Viridiplantae; Streptophyta; Lycopodiopsida; Selaginellales; Selaginellaceae. Gene Ontology annotation, molecular function: protein binding. The transcript has a single exon. The record is from RefSeq and is a predicted model, not a curated record.